Messenger RNA from Haemorhous mexicanus (house finch), 1386 nucleotides. RefSeq names its product POU class 4 homeobox 1 (gene POU4F1). Gene Ontology annotation, biological process: regulation of transcription by RNA polymerase II. Gene Ontology annotation, molecular function: DNA-binding transcription factor activity, RNA polymerase II-specific; RNA polymerase II cis-regulatory region sequence-specific DNA binding. The transcript is spliced from 2 exons. NCBI's taxonomy places the organism in Eukaryota, Metazoa, Chordata, Aves, Passeriformes, Fringillidae. The coding region runs from base 214 to 1386 and encodes 390 amino acids. The record is from RefSeq and is a predicted model, not a curated record.
CCUUGUCGCCCGCUCGCCUACCCAGCCCAGCCUCGGCCACCGCGGCAGCGGCGGCGGCGGGGGCAGGGUCCGCUGCGGCACCGCCGCCACCACCGACUCCGCCACUGCCACCCGCCGCUGUCAGCGGCUUCCCCCGGCGGGAGGAGAGAGCCCGGAGAGCACUUUUCCCCCGACUUUAGGAGUGUUUGUGGAUUUACAUGCCAAGCCUUCAAGAUGAUGUCCAUGAACAGCAAACAGCCUCAUUUUGCCAUGCAUCCCACCCUACCUGAGCACAAAUACCCCUCUCUACACUCCAGCUCGGAAGCAAUAAGAAGAGCAUGUCUACCAACUCCACCGCUGCAGAGCAAUAUCUUCGCCAGCCUCGAUGAGACCCUGCUGGCGCGGGCCGAGGCUCUGGCCGCCGUCGACAUCGCCGUCUCGCAGGGCAAGAGCCACCCGUUCAAGCCCGACGCCACGUACCACACCAUGAACAGCGUGCCCUGCACCUCCACCUCCACCGUGCCCCUGGCUCACCACCACCACCACCACCACCACCAUCACCAGGCGCUGGAGCCCGGCGACCUCCUGGACCACAUCACCUCCCCCUCCCUUGCGCUCAUGCCCGGCGGAGGCGGCGGCGGAGCCGGCGGCGGCGGCGGCCACGACGGGGCGGGCGGCGGCGGCGGCGGGGCCGGAGGCGGCGGGGGCGGCGGCGGCAGCGGCGGGGGCGGCGGCGGCCUCAUCUCCACGUCGGCCCACCCACACUCGCACAUGCACGGCCUGGGCCACCUUUCGCACCCGGCCGCCAUGAACAUGCCGUCGGGGCUGCCGCACCCGGGGCUGGUGGCCGCGCACCACGGCGCCGCGGGGCAGGUGGCCUCGGCGGCGGCGGUGGUGGGGGCGGCCGGCCUGGCCUCCAUCUGCGACUCGGACACGGACCCGCGGGAGCUGGAGGCCUUCGCCGAGCGCUUCAAGCAGCGCCGCAUCAAGCUGGGGGUGACCCAGGCCGACGUGGGUUCGGCGCUGGCCAACCUGAAGAUCCCGGGCGUGGGCUCCCUCAGCCAGAGCACCAUCUGCCGCUUCGAGUCCCUCACCCUCUCCCACAACAACAUGAUCGCCCUCAAGCCCAUCCUGCAGGCCUGGCUGGAGGAGGCCGAGGGCGCACAACGGGAAAAAAUGAACAAGCCCGAGCUCUUCAAUGGGGGCGAGAAGAAGCGCAAGCGGACUUCCAUCGCCGCCCCGGAGAAGCGCUCGCUGGAGGCGUACUUCGCCGUCCAGCCCCGGCCCUCCUCCGAGAAGAUCGCCGCCAUCGCCGAGAAAUUGGACCUCAAAAAGAACGUGGUGCGGGUUUGGUUUUGCAACCAGAGACAGAAGCAGAAACGGAUGAAAUUUUCCGCCACCUACUAG